Messenger RNA from Thyridium curvatum, 1194 nucleotides. RefSeq lists its product as uncharacterized. The coding region runs from base 1 to 1194 and encodes 397 amino acids. Lineage: Eukaryota; Fungi; Ascomycota; Sordariomycetes; Thyridiales; Thyridiaceae. The transcript has a single exon. The record is from RefSeq and is a predicted model, not a curated record. Gene Ontology annotation, molecular function: carbon-sulfur lyase activity.
AUGCCAUCUAUCAAGUUGACCUGCCAUUGCGGGGCUGCAUCUCAGACCCUUGAUCUCCGACUUCCUCAAAGCACUGACGGAGUUCCUCUCACGGAGCUUACCAUCUGCCACUGCGCCACCUGCCGGCACUCUACUGGCCAGCUCUUCGCCUCUUACCUACCGCUGCCGGCGGGGCUCGAACCUGGUCUGGACGGGCUGCGAGCCUGGUCCAGUCCCUCUGGCCAGAGCGUACGCUACUUCUGUACCCGAUGCGGCUGCCACGUCUUCAUCCAACGAGACACCGGUUGGUCCGUCGCGACAGGCACAAUCGUCUCGGAGCCCGAUGAGUUUGGCGCACGGUUCGUGCAGCACCGAAAUGUAGCAGACGCGGGUGAUGGGGGCCUGGCGCCAUUCCUCAAGGCCAUCGAUGGCGUAGAACUCUCAUCAGACAUGCCUAUGCCGUCAUCGCCUGAGACUCAAGCCCGAACUCCUUCCGCCACGGACAUUCUCCCUGCAAGCUGCGCCUGCAAAGCCGUGUCGCUCCUCAUAAGUCGACCCGACGCGUCGUCUCUCCUGCCGCACAGCCACUUCCCAGACCUCAUGGUCGCCUAUCGCGACGCCUCCCCCGCCAACCCCUCCGACGUGAAGUGGUGGCUGUGUCCCCGCAGCACAACCGACCAUACGGAGCCGGUAGACAUCGCCAACGCGACUGGCUAUCUGGCGGGUACUUGCGCCUGUCAGACGUGCCGCCUGGUGUCCGGCUUCGAGAUCCAGUCGUGGGCGUUCAUACCCGAGGGCAACAUCCGGAUCCGCUGUGCUGCUCCUCCUGCUGCUGACACAGCCACCGACGUCUCGUCGACAGAGGACUUCCAACCCCUCGCCACAUUCUUUUCCGACCCGCUCCAUAGCCAAAGGACAGGCAAUCUGGGAUCCUAUGCGUCUAGCCCCGGCGUGACCCGCAACUUCUGCGUCCACUGCGGCGCCACGAUCUUUUGGCGCGGCCGGCACGGUGGUCCGAGCUUGAUCGACGUCUCGGCCGGCCUGCUCCGUGCCGAGAGUGGGGCGAGGGCGGAGGCGGAGGGCUGGCUUCAGUGGUGGAAGGGGCGUGUCAGUUUUGCGGAGGAGGCUUCGUUGGGUCGGGAGGGUGCUGCUGCGCGCAGGGCUAUUGCGUUGGUUAAGGGAUUAGAAGAUGGAAUGGGGGAGGACAACACUUGA